AUGGCGAGCCUGUGGCCGUCCAGCUCGGGCCCCGUCACUCCCAGCCCGACACCGCCACGGCCACUGCUGCUGUUGCUGGCGGUGGCCGCGAGUGUCCUGCCCGGCGCCAGGGGGACCUGCCCUGAGCGAGCGCUGGAACGGCGAGAGGAGGAGGCGAAUGUAGUGCUCACGGGCACAGUGGAGGAGAUCCUCAACGUGGACCCGGUGCAGCAUACGUACUCUUGCAAGGUUCGCGUCUGGCGGUACCUGAAGGGCAAAGAUAUUGUGAUCCAGGAGAGCCUGCUGGAUGGUGGCAACAAGGUGGUGAUUGGUGGCUUUGGAGACCCUCUCAUCUGUGACAACCAGGUGUCCACGGGGGACACCAGGAUCUUCUUUGUGAACCCUGCACCUCCGUAUCUGUGGCCAGCCCACAAGAAUGAGCUGAUGCUUAACUCCAGCCUCAUGCGAAUCACCCUGCGGAACCUGGAGGAGGUGGAACAUUGUGUGGAAGAUAAACCUGGGUCCCACUUCACACCAGCAAUCCCGACGCCCCCAGACGCGUGCCGGGGGAUGCUGUGUGGCUUUGGUGCCGUGUGUGAGCCGAGUGCAGAGGGCCGGGGGCAAGCGUCCUGCGUGUGUAAGAAGAGUGCCUGCCCCAACGUGGUGGCGCCCGUCUGUGGUUCAGACGCCUCCACGUACAGCAACGAGUGUGAGCUCCAGCGAGCACAGUGCAGCCAGCAGCGCCGCAUCCGCCUGCUCAGCCGCGGCCCCUGUGGAUCCCGAGACCCCUGCUCCAACGUCACCUGCAGUUUCGGCAGCACCUGCGCCCACUCUGCUGAUGGGCAGACAGCCGUGUGCCUGUGCCCUACCUCCUGCCCAGGGACCUCUGAGGGUACCGUGUGUGGCAGCGAUGGCACCGACUACCCCAGCGAGUGCCAGCUCCUGCGCCGCGCCUGCGCCCGCCAGGAAAACCUUUUCAAGAAGUUUGAUGGCCCUUGUGACCCCUGCAAGGGCACUGAUGACCAGAACCGAAUGUGCCGCGUGAACCCUCGGACGCGGAAGACAGAGAUGCUCCUUCUGCCCGAGAGCUGCCCCCCUCGGCAGACACCUGUGUGUGGUGACGAUGGCAUCACCUAUGACAACGACUGUGUGAUGGGCCGCACUGGCGCCACCCGGGGCAUCCUCCUCCAGAAAGUUCGCUCUGGCCAGUGCCAUUCACGAGACCAGUGCCCGGAGCCCUGCCAGUUCCAUGCUGUGUGCCUGUCCCGCCGGGGCCGCCCCCGCUGCUCCUGCGACCGAGUCACAUGUGAUGGCGCCUACCAGCCUCUGUGUACCCAGGAUGGGCACACGUAUGACAACGAGUGCUGGCUCCAUCAGGCUGAGUGCCAGCAGCAGCGCACCAUCCCUGUGAGGCACCGGGGCCCGUGUGGCCAGCCCCCAUCCCCCUGCCUUGGGGUCCAGUGUCCUCUUGGGGCAACAUGUGUUGUGAAGAACGGCGAGGCUGCAUGUGAGUGCUCCCAGGUGUGCUCCGGUAUCUACGACCCCGUAUGCGGCAGCGAUGGUGUCACGUAUACCAGCAUGUGUGAGCUGGAAACCACAGCCUGCAUUCUCAGCCGAGACAUCCGAGUGGCACGCAAGGGGCCUUGUGACCGCUGUGGGAAGUGCCAGUUCGGAGCCCUGUGUGAGGCUGAGACGGGACGCUGUGUGUGCCCCUCUGAGUGCGUGGCCUCGGCCCAGCCCGUGUGCGGUUCUGAUGGACGCACCUAUGCCAGCGAGUGUGAACUGCAUGUGGCCGCCUGCACCCACCAGAUCAACCUUCAGGUGGCCUCAGUCGGACACUGCCAAGCCUGUGGUGAUGUGGUGUGCGCCUUUGGGGCCGUGUGCUCAGCAGGGCAGUGUGUGUGUCCUCGGUGUGAACACCCCCCACCUGGCCCUGUGUGUGGCACUGACGGUGUCACCUACCGUAGCGUGUGUGAGCUCCGAGAGGCGUCCUGUCAGCAGCAGACACACAUCGAGGAGGCCCGAGCAGGGCCCUGUGAACUGACCGAGUGUGGUUCAGGAGGCUCGGGCUCCGGGGAGGAUGGUGAGUGUGAACCUGAGCUGUGCCGGCAGCGUGGUGGCAUCUGGGAUGAAGACUCAGAGGAUGGGCCGUGUGUCUGUGACUUCAGCUGCCAAGGUGUCCAGCAGAGCCCGGUCUGUGGCUCUGAUGGGGUCACCUACAGCACUGAAUGUGAGCUGAAAAAGGCCAGGUGCGAGUCACGGCGGGAAUUGUACGUCGCUGCGCAGGGGGCCUGCCGAGGCCCUACAGCUGCCCCGUUGCCACCUGUGGUUCCUCCACACUGCUCCCAGACUCCCUACGGCUGCUGCCAGGAUAAUGCCACCGCUGCCCGGGGUGUGGGCCUGGCUGGCUGCCCCAGUGUGUGCCAGUGUAACCGGCAUGGCUCCUACGGUGGCUCCUGUGACCCGGGUUCUGGCCAGUGCUCCUGCCGCCCCGGUGUUGGUGGUAUCAAGUGUGACCGCUGUGAGCCGGGCUUCUGGAACUUCCGAGGCAUUGUCACCGAAGGCCGAAGCGGCUGUACCCCAUGCAGCUGCCACCCCCAAGGGGCUGUGCGUGACGACUGUGAACAGAUGAGCGGGCUGUGCUCCUGUAAGCCUGGGGUGGCAGGUCCCAAGUGUGGACAGUGUCCAGACGGCCGGGCCCUGGGUUCCACUGGCUGUGAAGCAGAUGCCGAAGCGCCCAUGAGCUGUGCAGAGACGCACUGCGAGUUUGGUGCCUCCUGUGUAGAGGAAGAUGGCUCUGCCCGCUGCGUGUGCCCGACUCUCACGUGUUCAGAAGCCAGUGCCACCAAGGUCUGUGGAUCCAAUGGUGUCACCUACGGUGAUGAGUGUCAGCUGAGGACGAUUGCUUGCCGCCAGGGCCUGGAUAUCUCUGUUCAAAGCCUUGGACCCUGCCAGGAUUCCAUCACUCCGACACCUGCAGCUACCCCUGUGCCUGUCACACACAGGGUACUGCUGGCUCCUCCCAGUGCCAUCCCUCUGACUCCUAGCAGUACCCCCCGUAGUCGACCCACCCCUCGACCCUCAUCACGACCGUGGACCACAGCCAGUGUGCCCCGGACCACAGGCCGCCCGGCACUGACUGUGCCCCCUACAGCCCCCACCACACUGGCCAACCUGGCCACAUCAGCCUUUGGUGAAUCGGGCAGUGCUGAUGGUGGGAGCGGCGAUGAGGACCUGAGUGGAGAUCUGGAGGCCAGUGGAAUUGGCUCUGGGGGACUGGAGCUCCCUGAGAGUGGUAGUGCUGUGACCCUUGGAGCACCCAUUGAGAGAGCUUCCUGCUACAAUUCGCCUCUGGGCUGCUGCUCAGAUGGCACAACAGCCUCGCUGGACGCAGAGGGCUCCAACUGCCCAGCCACCAAGGCCUUCCAGGGCGUGCUGGAGCUCGAGGGGGUCGAGGGGCAGGAGCUGUUCUACACCCCCGAGAUGGCUGACCCCAAGUCUGAGCUGUUUGGGGAGACUGCCCGUAGCAUCGAGAGUGCGCUGGAUGACCUCUUCCGGAACUCAGAUGUCAAGAAGGACUUCAGGAGCGUGCGCCUGCGGGACCUGGGCCCCGGCAGUUCAGUCCGAGCCAUUGUGGAUGCCCACUUUGACCCCACUACGACCUUCAAGGCACCGGACGUGGGCCGGGCCUUGCUCAAGCAGAUCCAGGCAUCCCGACGCACAGCCUUAAUGGUAAAGCGGCCACUGCAGGAACAUGUGCGCUUCAUGGAUUUUGACUGGUUUCCUGCAAUCUUCACCCCGGGAGCCACCACUGCCAUGGCCGGAGCCACCACUGCUGCCCGCCCACCCUCCUUUGCGACUCCCCGAGCCCUCUACCCGACUCACACAAGCCGACCCCUCAGCAGAACCACAGCCCACCCCACCACUCACCGACCUCCCACUACUGCCCCGAGCCGUGUGCACGGACGCUGGCCUCUGCUUCCAGUCACCCCACGGCCCCCGCGGCCCUGUGACUCCCAGCCCUGCCUUCACGGUGGGACCUGCCAGGACAGGGAUGCCAGCCAGGCUUUCAGCUGCAGCUGCCCCAAGGGCAGGGGGGGCGCCGUCUGUGAGACGGUGCUAGGACCUGCGGUGCCAGCCUUUGAGGGCCACUCCUUCCUGGCUUUCCCCACACUGCGCGCCUACCACACGCUGCGCCUGGCAUUGGAGUUCAGGGCACUGGAACCACAGGGGCUGCUACUCUACAAUGGCAAUGCCCGUGGCAAGGACUUCUUGGCACUGGCCCUGCUAGGGGGCCACGUGCAGCUCAGAUUCGACACCGGCUCGGGGCCCGCAGUGCUCACCAGCUCGGUACCCAUUGAGCUGGGCCGUUGGCACCGCUUGGAGCUGUCUCGGCACUGGCGCCAGGGGACACUGUCAGUGGACAGCGAGACUCCUGUAGUUGGGGAAAGCCCCAGUGGCACCGAUGGCCUCAACCUGGACACAGACCUUUUUGUGGGUGGCGUCCCUGAGGACCAAGCCACUGUGGUACAAGAGCGAACUUCAGUCAGCGCUGGCCUGAAAGGCUGCAUCCGUCUGCUGGACAUUAACAACCAGCAGCUGGACCUGAGUAGUGAGGAGGCCAUGGCCCGUGGUGCUGGUGUGGGUGAGUGCGCAGAUAAUGCCAGCCUGCCUGACCCCUCUCAUAGAGGCGCCCCAUGCCAGCCCUUAGAGGCUGAGGCGACUGGAGUCUGGAGUGGGUGCUUGAGCCUCAUGGGACCCCCUCCAUCCUCGUCAGGCCUGACCUGCGCUGAUGAAGAGAGUCCCUGUCAGCCCAACCCCUGCCAUGGUGGGGCACCCUGCCGCGUGCUGUCUGAGGGCAGGGCCAAGUGCGAGUGCCCGGUGGGACGAUGGGGCGCCUUCUGCCAGACAGUCGCAGAGCAUGAAGGCACCUUGCCCUUACUGGCUGACUUCAACGGCUUCUCCUACCUGGAGCUGAAAGGCCUGCACACCUUCGAGCGAGACCUGGGAGAGAAGAUGGCACUAGAAGUGGUAUUCCUGGCCCGAGGUCCCAACGGUCUGCUCCUCUACAACGGGCAGAAGACAGAUGGCCGGGGGGACUUCGUGUCUCUGGCGCUACAUGGCCGACACCUGGAGUUCCGAUAUGAUCUGGGCAAGGGGGCAGCGGUCAUCAGGAGCAAGGAGCCAGUGGCCCUGGGCACCUGGACUCGGGUCUCCCUGGAGCGCAGCGGCCGAAAGGGUGCCCUGCGUGUUGGUGAUGGUCCCCGAGUGCUGGGAGAAUCCCCGGUGCCGCACACAGUCCUCAACCUGAAAGAGCCGCUCUAUGUUGGGGGAGCCCCCGACUUCAGCAAACUGGCCCGGGCUGCUGCCGUGUCUACUGGCUUUGAUGGUGCUAUCCAGAUGGUUUCUCUAAAAGGCCAUCAGCUGCUGACCCAGGAGAACUUGCUGCACAUAGUGGACGUCUCAUCUUUUACAAACCACCCCUGCACCCAACCCUCAGGCCACCCCUGCCUCAACGGGGCCUCCUGCCUUCCACGGGAGGCUGCUUAUGAGUGCCUGUGUCCCGGGGGCUUCUCAGGCCCACACUGCGAGAAGGGGCUGAUUGAGAAGUCAGCGGGGGACCUGGACGCUCUGGCCUUUGAUGGGCGGACCCACAUUGAGUACCUCAAUGCUGUGACGGAGAGUGAGAAGGCAUUGCAGAGCAACCACUUUGAGCUGAGCCUGCGCACGGAGGCCACGCAGGGGCUGGUGCUGUGGAGCGGUAAGGCCACCGAGCGGGCCGACUACAUGGCGCUGGCCAUCGUGGAUGGGCACCUGCAGAUGGCCUACGACCUGGGCUCCCAGCCUGUGGUGCUUCGCUCCACUGUCCCCGUCAACACCAACCGCUGGCUGCGGGUCAAGGCGCACAGGGCACAGAGGGAAGGCACCCUUCAGGUGGGCAAUGAAGCCCCUGUGACUGGCUCCUCCCCACUGGGCUCAUCACAGCUAGACACAGAUGGAACCCUCUGGCUGGGGGGCCUGGAGAAGUUGCCCACAGGCCAGAGCCUGCCCAAGGCCUACAGCACCGGCUUUGUGGGCUGCCUGCGGGACGUGGUGGUGGGCCAGCGCCCACUGCACCUGUUGGAGGAUGCUGUCACCAAGCCCCGUCUUCGGCCGUGUCCUGCCCCCUGA
Elephantulus edwardii (Cape elephant shrew) is the source of this 6150-nucleotide messenger RNA. RefSeq names its product agrin (gene AGRN). The record is from RefSeq and is a predicted model, not a curated record. Gene Ontology annotation, biological process: G protein-coupled acetylcholine receptor signaling pathway; receptor clustering. NCBI's taxonomy places the organism in Eukaryota, Metazoa, Chordata, Mammalia, Macroscelidea, Macroscelididae. Gene Ontology annotation, molecular function: laminin binding; calcium ion binding.